Molecule: messenger RNA, 2588 nt
Organism: Populus nigra (black poplar)
Lineage: Eukaryota; Viridiplantae; Streptophyta; Magnoliopsida; Malpighiales; Salicaceae
Product: pentatricopeptide repeat-containing protein At1g12620-like
Exons: 3
Coding region: 202-2346 (714 amino acids)
Molecular function (GO): protein binding
Source: RefSeq, a predicted model, not a curated record
UGAAAGGGUUUUGCCUUCUCUAACCUCACUACCACAAACGAGUACACAGCAGCCCUCUGGUCCUGGUUGCCCAGCGGGAAUCCAACUGUCCUCAUUUCUUUUCCAUUUAGUCUCUCUAGCCAGCUUGACAUCUCUACUUUGUUUUCGUGGCAAUUUUGCAUCUGGGUUUUUGAGUUCUCUAUUCAUAUACAUAUCUGAAGCAUGAAUUUGAAGCGCUUAGUUAAUAGGCAAGUGGUUAACAACUUAUCGAGAUUCAAUGGAAGAGUGCGGACUCGAAGAGAUUUCUCUACCAUUACAGCCUCAAUCCAUUCCUCAAACAGCAGCUGUGAUGGAGUGGUUCCUUAUAAUUGUAGUAACUCGACACCCAUUUUGUCCUUUAAUAGAUACAUGCACACUAUUGGAGAAACAAAGUUGAUUGGGUCGAGUUUUAAUCCGAAACACAAUGCUAAUGAUUCCGAGGAGGAUGAAACCAUGAAUGAGUUCUUGUCGCGAUUUGUGUGGAUAAUGCGUGGGAAGCUAACUGAAGUGUAUAAGGAUUGUGAUAAAGAGACGAUUAAUGGUAUGCUUUUGGUUAUUGUUGGAGAAGUUGUUUCGGAAAUGGAAAAGGGUGGUCUUGAACAAAUGCUUGAUGUUUCGGUUGCUACGUUGUCACAGGGUUUCAGUAGGGAUUUGUGGAAGACAGUGUGGGAAGUGAGCAAUGCAGUGUUGGCAGAUAUGGAAAGGGAAAGGAAGAAGGAGAAAAUGAAGGGUUUUUUGCAGUGUGAGGAGGUGCAGGAAUUGUGUAGGUUUGCUGCUGAGAUUGGAAUCAGAGGGGACAUGAUGAGGGACUUUAGGUUCAAAUGGGCGCGUGAGAAGAUGGAAGAGAGUGACUUUUAUGAGGGUUUGAAGCGUCUCAGAGAAGAAGUGAGAGCCCAGGAGAAAGCAGAAGAAGAGGGAAAGAAUGCUGUGGCCAUGGGUGAAGAGGCUGAGAUCAUGGAUGGGGAGAAACCUAAGGUCGUUACUCUUCCUAGGAGACAUGGGAAGAUAAAUUACAAGAUUUAUGGACUUGAUCUUUCCAAUCCUAAGUGGGCUAAAGUUGCUGAUAGAAUCCAUGAGUCAGAAAAGCUUGAUUGGCCCGAGGAACCGAAGCCAAUAUCUGGGAAAUGCAAAAUUGUUACUGAGAAAAUCCUUGCAUUGAAAGAGGAGGAUGACCCUUCUCCACUGUUAGCUCAAUGGGCAGAGCUUCAAAAGCCUAGCAGGAUUGAUUGGUUCACUUUGUUGGAUAAGUUGAAAGAACAGAAUACUCGUUUAUACCCUAAGGUAGAGGAAGUUUUGUUGAGCGAAAAAUCCUUCCAAGCUAACAUUCGCGACUACAGCAAGAUUAUUGAUGCCCAUGCUAAACAGAACCGCAUAGAAGAUGCUGAAAGAAUUGUUGAGAAGAUGAAUGAAAAUGGUAUUCAACCAGAUGCUUUGACCACUAAUAUUUUGGUACACAUGUACAGCAAGGCAGGAAAUCUUGACCGUGCUAGAGAAGCAUUAGAAAGCUUGAGGAGACUUGGUUUCCGGCCAGACAGAGAGAUCUACAAUUCGAUGAUCAUGGCAUAUGUAAAUGCUGGUCAACCUAAGUUGGCUGAAUUAUUGAUGAGAGAGAUGGAGGCAAGAGACAUCAAGCCUACAAUGGAGAUCUACAUGACUUUGCUUCGGUCAUUUUCACAACAUGGAGAUGUUGGUGGAGCUGGACGAAUUGCAACCACAAUGCAGUUUGCAGGAUUCCAGCCGAAUUUGGAGUCUUGUACAUUGCUUGUUGAGACAUUUGGGCAAGUUGGUGAUCCUGAUCAGGCAAGGAACAACUUUGACUAUUUGAUGAGGCUUGGACACAAGCCUGAUGACAGGUGCACUGCAGGCAUGAUUGCAGCUUAUGAGAAAAAGAAUAUGUUGGAUAAGGCUCUCAAACUUUUGUUAGAGCUCGAGAAGGAUGGUUUUGAGCCUGGACUUGCUACUGACACUGUCCUUGUCGAUUGGUUGGGGAAAUUGCAGCUGGUUGAUGAGGUUGAGCAGCUAUUGGGCAGGAUUGCUGAGCAGGGCGAGGCUCCUCCUCUCAAGAUUCAAGUUAGCCUUUGUGAUAUGUAUGCAAGGGCUGGGGUCGAGAGGAAGGCUCUUCAGGCUUUGGGGGUUGUGGAAGCCAAGAAGGAGCAAUUGGGGUUGCAUGAUUUUGAAAGGGUUGUAGGCGGGCUUAUCGCUGGUGGGUUUGUGCAGGAGGCUCAAAGGGUACAUGGGUUGAUGGAGGCCCAGGGCCUUGCUUCAGAACAUCUAAAGGUUGCGCUAACGGCAUCUCAAGCUUUUUCCCGCAAGAGACCAUCGAAAUAGUUUGCCGUCACGAUUCUCGAGGUUAUGGCACACUAGUGAUAAUUGAGAUGCUGUUUUGGUAGUUCAUAUAGGAAAAUCAAACGCUACUUGACAAGCAGGAUGUAGCAUCGUUUCAGUCAUACUCUCAUGUUUGGCUUUUAUUCGUGUGCCCAUGUUGGUGUAAUUCAGGAAACUGUUUUAAUCAUGAUGGAGGCCCUUUUUAAUAAUUAAUUGAAAGGAGAAGGUUGCUUCGUUCUGUAUUA